CCAACAUCUACCUGGUCCUAAGUCAUCUUACAAACUUAUACCACAUCACCUCAUUUCGCUGCUCUCUCUCUCUACAUUACUGAUUAUACAAGCACAAGCUUUCGAAUAAUCGUUUGAUUGCAUCGAUGGACAGAAUCAGCAAGAUGGUGUCCGAGAAGCCGCUGGUGAUCUUCGGCAGGACCACUUGCGCAAUGUGCCACAGCAUUAGGUCUCUCUUUGUCGACUUCGGAGUCAACCCUACUGUCUAUGAGCUAGAUGAAAUCCCAAGAGGCCGAGAGAUCGAGCAAGCCCUUUUGAGGAAUGGGUGUAACCCGACCGUGCCGGCUGUGUUCAUCGGUGGCGAGCUGGUUGGUGGAGCUAACGAGGUCAUGAAUCUUCAUCUCAGUAGAUCCUUAAAGCCAAUGCUCAAAAGGGCAGGAGCUUUAUGGGUUUGAUGUGUUACCAAGUAUAUGUCCGACGCUAAUAUAGGAAUAAUGCAUUUUUGUUGCAAAAGGUCGAUAAUCAUAACAGAGGUCGGAUUAUCCAGUUUAGACGUGAUAUAUAUAUAGGUUGAAUAGGCGAUUUUCGAGUGGGAACUUAAAACUCUUACUUAAAUAAAUGUGUACUCGAGCUUUUUGAGACUGAUCAAUAAUAAUAUAUACUCAAUAUGCACCAUGUACCCUAUACUGUAAUACAGUAUAUGCUUUUGGCUAAUGAUUUGAGUUUGCAUAUGUGA
Messenger RNA from Coffea eugenioides, 715 nucleotides. RefSeq names its product monothiol glutaredoxin-S4. Lineage: Eukaryota; Viridiplantae; Streptophyta; Magnoliopsida; Gentianales; Rubiaceae. The record is from RefSeq and is a predicted model, not a curated record. The coding region runs from base 126 to 434 and encodes 102 amino acids. The transcript has a single exon.